GACCGGAAGCUGUUUAGCUCAUCAAAAAGUUAGCACAGAGCUAACUGAGCACACAGAUUCAUAUGAGGGUUUACAUGUUCCUGUUCAGGUCGUCACCGUGUUCUGCUGAAUACUGAAACCAUGUGACCAGAACCCGGAAGGUGAAGCUCAGGUGUAGUUUUUAGUGCCUUGCUCGGAGAGUCAGAGUUGGAGGGUUCAAGUCUACAAAGAACAUAAAGAAAAGAAAAUAUAGGAUGAGCAAUAAAAAAAAGAGAGAGAGAGAUGGCUGACGUUCUCUCUGUGUUUGUGUCAUUCAGACGGCGUGCAGUGUCAGGUGAUAUCAAGUGUGUAGGACUUCUGUUGUUGUUGCCAUGGUAUCAAGCAGGUGUCUCAAAGUGUAAUAAUGUGGUUUUUAAAUCGUCAGGUCGUGAUGUCUCCCAGCAGCAGUGCGGUGUCUCACGGCGUCCCCGUGGUCGCUGUGUGUCUAGCCGCUCUGCUGCUCUCUAACCUGCUGCUCUACCUGUACCUGGACGCUCUUUAUCACCCAGAUGAACACCUGCUGUCCUCUGGGGACGGCUGUCCACCUGGACACUUUAAGAUGAGCACCAUGAGGAACUGCACGCCCUGGCUCACGUGUUCUCAGAUCACAGCCGAGGUCCGCCCCCUGAAGCUGAUUGGACAAGGAGCCGUUAAAAAGGUGUACCUGGCAGAGUGGAGGGGUCAGAAGGUGGCUCUGUCCACACUGUCCUCUCCUGAUUACCUGGAGGACUUCCUUCAUGGCGUGUCGAUGCUUCAGGCUCUGCAGGCUCCUCAGGUGGUGCAGCUGGUGGGUUUCUGCCUGUCAGACUCUACUCAGGUCACAGAGUACCAACCGCUGGGCUCCCUCCUGAACCUGGAGACCGUCCUCUCUCAGGAGCAGCAUCACAGACACAACACUUGGCAGGUGAGACUGCAGCUGGCCGUGGACUAUGUGUCCAUUCUGGCCUUCCUGCACAGCAGCCCGGCCGGCUGCAGGGUGAUGUGUGACUCCAACAGUCUAGAGAAGACUCUGUCUCAGGUGCUGCUGACGCCACAGCUCCACCUGGUGGUGAACGACCUGGAUGCGCUGCCUCAGGCAGACCGCUCCUCAGGUCUGCUGGUGAAGUGUGGGCACCGAGAGCUGAUGGGGGACUUUGUGGCCCCAGAGCAGCGGUGGCCCUUCAGAGAGGAGGCAUUCUCUGACGAGCUCAUGGCGCCAUACGACGAGAAGACGGACGUCUGGAAGAUCCCCGACGUCACAUGGUACCUGAUGGGACGGGUACCUGGAGGAGACCUGGUCCACUUCCACCUGUUCCAGAUCCACGAGAAGUGUAAGCAGGUGGACCCAAAGCUCCGCCCCUCAGCGCAGGAUGUUGUGCAUGUGUACAGAUCAGUGUACAGUAGCAUGGUGAGGGACAGCGCUGCAGUCAGAGACAUGCUGUAGAGCUCUAUGAAAAUAUUCUCUUUAAUAAAAGAUCCAAAAGAAACCAAA
This is a messenger RNA of Labrus mixtus (cuckoo wrasse), 1489 nucleotides long. It is a transcript of the gene pomk, whose product is annotated as protein O-mannose kinase. Gene Ontology annotation, cellular component: endoplasmic reticulum membrane. The record is from RefSeq and is a predicted model, not a curated record. Lineage: Eukaryota; Metazoa; Chordata; Actinopteri; Labriformes; Labridae. The coding region runs from base 383 to 1441 and encodes 352 amino acids. Gene Ontology annotation, biological process: carbohydrate phosphorylation; protein phosphorylation; protein O-linked glycosylation. The transcript has 3 exons. Gene Ontology annotation, molecular function: ATP binding; carbohydrate kinase activity; protein kinase activity.